Molecule: messenger RNA, 744 nt
Organism: Kluyveromyces lactis
Lineage: Eukaryota; Fungi; Ascomycota; Saccharomycetes; Saccharomycetales; Saccharomycetaceae
Gene: RPN10
Product: proteasome regulatory particle base subunit RPN10
Exons: 1
Coding region: 1-744 (247 amino acids)
Biological process (GO): proteasome-mediated ubiquitin-dependent protein catabolic process
Cellular component (GO): cytosol; proteasome regulatory particle, base subcomplex; nucleus
Molecular function (GO): polyubiquitin modification-dependent protein binding
Source: RefSeq, a predicted model, not a curated record
AUGGUUUUAGAAGCUACUGUAUUGGUUGUUGAUAACUCGGAAUAUGCCAGGAACGGUGACUUUCCAAGAACUCGAUUUGUGGCACAAGUUGAUGCCGUUGAGUAUAUUUUCCAGGCGAAAAGAAACAGUAAUCCAGAGAACACUAUAGGGUUGGUAUCUGCUGCCGAGGCAAACCCAAAAGUUUUAUCCACAUUCACAAACGAAUUCGGUAAGAUCUUGAGCGGACUACAUGAUAUCAAUAUUGGAGGGUCCAUCCAUUUUGCCACUGCCAUACAGAUUGCUGCAUUGACUUUGAAACAUAGACAAAAUAGAGUACAGCGUCAAAGGAUUAUUAUAUUCGUUUGUAGUCCAAUCACUGAGGAUAGACAGGAUUUGAUUAAGAUGGCAAAGAAGUUGAAGAAAAAUAGCAUUGCGGUUGAUGUUAUCAAUUUCGGUGAAACUGAUACGAACGCUGACCUAUUGGAGGAAUUCGUAGAAACGGUCAACAGUGGGCAAGAGGAUAGUAAAUCUACUCUUUUGAACAUUGAUGCAGGCCCCAAACUACUCUACGAGCAUGUAGCAGCAUCGCCUAUUGUACUUGAAGGUCCUGCUGCUGAGGCUGGCUUCUCAAUGGGAGGUAAUGACGAUUUUAUGGACUUUGGUGUUGAUCCAUCCCUAGAUCCUGAAUUGGCAAUGGCAUUGCGCUUAUCUAUGCAAGAAGAACAGGAAAGACAGGAACGCAUAAGACAAAACUCGACAGAGUAA